Tupaia belangeri chinensis (Chinese tree shrew) is the source of this 1107-nucleotide messenger RNA. RefSeq names its product transmembrane 4 L six family member 20 (gene TM4SF20). Lineage: Eukaryota; Metazoa; Chordata; Mammalia; Scandentia; Tupaiidae. The transcript is spliced from 4 exons. The coding region runs from base 22 to 705 and encodes 227 amino acids. The record is from RefSeq and is a predicted model, not a curated record. Gene Ontology annotation, cellular component: membrane.
UCCUCCCUGAACUGGGUGACCAUGACCUGCUGUGAGGGAUGGACGUCCUGCAAUGGGUUCGGCCUGCUGGUUCUGCUCCUGUUCGGCAUAGUUCUCAACGCGGUGCCUCUGAUCGUCAACCUGGUUGAGGAGGACAAAUUAUUUGAAAGUCCCAUCUCUUGUUUCGAGUGGUGGUUCCCAGGAAUCGUGGGAGCAGGUGUGAUGGUCAUUCCAGCAACAACAAUGUCCUUGGCAGCAAGAAAAAGAGGGUGUUGCAACAACAAGACUGGGAUGUUUCUUUCAUCCCUUCUCAAUGUGAUCACAAUCAUUGGUGCCGUGUACUGCAUGUUGGUGUCCAUCCAGGCUCUCGCAAAAGGUCCUCUCAUUUGUAACACUCCAGGCAAUACUAAUUGUGAAUUUUCACUGAAAAACUUAAGUGACAUCCAACCAGAAUCUUUCAAUCUGCACUGGUUCUUCAAUGACACUUGUGUACCGCCUGGUAACUCCAAUAUCCCCAACACCAACAAUACCUGGCCCAGCAACUGGACAGCAUACAGCCUGGAUUUCAGUUCGGAAGAAGACAAACGAAGGAUCAUCCACUUCGCAACCUUCUUAGGCCUACUGCUGGUUGGAAUUCUUGAGGUCCUGUUUGGCCUCAGUCAGAUAGUCAUUGGUUUCCUUGGCUGUCUGUGUGGGGUCUCCAGGCGAAGAAGUCAAAUUGUGUAGUUUAAUAGUAAGAAGUGGAACAGUUGUUUGAAUAAUCUGAGAACUAUGUUUAAAAUACUUUCUUUCAGAAGUUCAAUAAUGGAACAUUGUAAAGUUGUAUGGGUUUUUAUAGUCCAAACUGUUCUAAAGUCAUCUUUGAGGUGAUUAAAGAAAACCUUUCACAUGUAAUGCACGCUGUAAAUAUGUAAUAUUUCUACAUGGAAACAACAAAAAUAACCACCAGUGACUUUGUGGAGAAGUGAAGAGAAAUUUUCAACUUGUUUUGUACCUUUCUGUUCUGUGUUGUUUGAACUUAGUAACUAUUUACUCUCGCACACACUUAGGGAGUGGGAGAGGAUGAGAAGGAACGGAAGUAAUCCCAUAGUGAAAAGUGGGGGACCUUUUUAUUGUCUUCUUUAUACC